AUGGAUACAUACACCUUUGCAACGUCUCGCCAGAUAGACUUCCCUGUCUGUGUCAGAAUCAACACGUUGGAGGGCAAACAGCAUUCCUUCCCGUAUACUAUUCUACUCAAACACCCAGAGAUACGCCACGUCGGAUCGGUCCAGAACUCGAAUUCAGAGCUGUAUGUAACUGCUCAGCUAUGGGCCGAGUCCAAGCCGCUCGGUGUUUCUAUGCAAACGCCACAUACGUUCUUCAAAAAUAACAGAACCUGGAACAAAUGGCUGGAAUUACCCGUUCUGGUCAAGGACUGUCCCAUCUCGUCACAGAUCGCCAUCACCGUAUGGGAUAUUUCACCGUGUCCAGAGAAUGGUAGCAUUGAUCACGCCGUGCCGUUCGGCGGCACCACCAUUCCCUUGUUCGAUGGAGACGGAACACUGAGGAAAGGCCGCCAGAAAUGCAAGAUCUAUCGCCGAAGGGCCGCCGAUGGUCAGUCGCCAUCCAACACUCCCCAUAUUCCACGCCCAAAACGUCGAACGCCAAAUGAGCAACCCCCUCCCCCUAUUCCGGAAGAGGAGGAGCUCGAACGGCUCGAGCAGCUCUUCAAAAAACAUGAAAUGAAUGAGAUUCCUCAGAACGACUGGCUUGAUCAAUUGGUCUUUCAGAAUGUCGGCAAGAAGGCUCGCCAAGUGGAGGAAGCUACACGGAAACGCUCCUCACUCAAUAAGCCGACAAAGCGCAUGUCAGCCGAGUUGAUAUCGAUGAACGGACACGCCGGGGUCGAUGCCGAAGACGACCCUGACGACAACACGGACGAUGAUGAACGUUUCACCCUUUACGUCGACUUCCCCCGCUGGGAUUUCCCCGUCAUAUUUGAAGAUUAUGGAUAUGAGCCAUCGAAGAUGAUGAAAGAGUUUCAAAGUACUCCUUCCGCUUCGACUGUGGGGGCAAAACCUCCGCCAGAAGUCCGAUAUGGUCCGGGUAUCGCGCCAGGCUCAUCCGUUGUCGAUGACGAGGAUUAUCCGGUGGUGCAAAUCUUCGACCCCGAGCAGUUUCAGCGAGAAAACCCCUGUGAGAGCAAGCACCGUCGACUAGUCCGCAGCGACAGGAAUGCCUUCUCCGACAGUGAUCAAAAGCCGAACGCCAAAAUGAGAGAUGAGCUCAAUGAAAUUCUGUCGUAUGGCCCCACGCAGGAACUGAGUGCCCAAGACAAGGAUGUCAUUUGGACAUUCCGACGGCACUUGAGUCGUGAUAAACGAGCCCUGACCAAGGUUGUCAAAGCGACUGAUUUCACCAAUCCAAAUGAGGUGCGUCAACUUGUUGAGUUGAUCCCUAGGUGGGCCAAGAUCGACGUCGAUGCAGCUCUCGAAUUACUGGGUCCCACGUAUGACAAUCCUGUCGUCCGAGCCUAUGCCGUUGACCGACUUCGACAAGCUGGGGACGCCGAAUUGCAGUUAUACCUUCUUCAACUCGUCCAAGCGCUGAAGUUUGAGAAGUAUGAGAGUACCGAAGAAGGGCUUCCAGCUUCGUCGUUGGCCAAAUUCCUCAUCGAUCGUGCUGCCAAUAAUUUUUUGCUCGGGAACUACUUGCAUUGGUUCCUGAUGGUCGAAUGUGUGGAUCAGGGCAGCGAGACCAGUGCUGCAAAUCGAGCAGUAUUUGCGAGAGUCGAGUAUUACUUUAUGAUGGAGCUGGAAAAGCGAGAUCCCAGUCUGCGCAAGACAUUGUUGAGACAAGGCGAGUUGAUUACCAUCCUCUCGAGCAUCAGCAAGGAAAUCCGCUUCAGCAGGGCCAACCGCCUACAAAAGAUCGAGUUGCUCAAGAAGACUCUGGCUGACCCCAAGAACGAACUUAUUAAAAUCGAGCCACCCAUUCCCCUGGCGCUUGACCCCGAAGUCCAAGUAUGUGGGAUAUUUCCCGAAGAAGCCAAUGUCUUCAAAUCGUCGUUGUCCCCAUUGUACCUCAACUUCAAGGUCGCCAGCGCUGCCGAGAGUUCGAGCGCAUCGACGCAGCGAACGCAGACGCACGGCAAAUAUCCCAUCAUUUUCAAGACAGGCGAUGACUUGCGGCAAGACCAGCUCGUCAUACAGAUUAUAACACUCAUGAACAAUCUUCUGCUCAAGGAGAAUCUUGACCUGAAACUGACCCCCUACCGCAUUCUCGCCACCUCACCCUCGGCUGGUGCGGUCCAGUUCAUACCAUCAACCGCGCUUUCGGUGAUCUCGACCAAGUACAAGGGGUCGGUGUUGGCCUAUCUGCGUGCCAACAACCCCGACGCAUCUGGACCUCUUGGUGUCCGUAAGGAGACCAUGGAUACAUACAUCAGAUCGUGUGCCGGGUACUGUGUCAUCACCUACAUUUUGGGAGUGGGCGACCGCCAUCUCGACAACCUCUUGCUGCAACCCUCGGGCCAUUUCUUCCACAUCGAUUUCGGUUUUAUCCUCGGGCGAGAUCCGAAGCCUUUUGCACCACUCAUCAAGUUGUGCAAAGAAAUGGUGGAAGGGCUGGGUGGCACCACGUCACCACAGUACGCUCAAUUCAAACAAUUCUGCUUCACAGCCUAUACGACCCUACGCAAGUCCAGCUCCUUGGUGCUGAACUUGUUCAGUCUAAUGGUCCAGAGCUCUGUCACAGACAUCCGACUGAUGGAAGAACAGAUGGGAGGCAUGGGAGGCGCUGUGGGCAAAGUGAGAGAGAGGUUCAAUCUCGACGUCAGUGAAGAAGAGGCAGUGAGGGCACUAGAUCAGGUGUUGGCAGACAGCGUCAAUGCUGUGUUUGGAGUGGUCAUUGACAGGCUCCACGAGUUUGUGCAGGGGUGGCGGGCUUGA
Molecule: messenger RNA, 2802 nt
Organism: Fonsecaea erecta
Lineage: Eukaryota; Fungi; Ascomycota; Eurotiomycetes; Chaetothyriales; Herpotrichiellaceae
Exons: 2
Coding region: 1-2802 (933 amino acids)
Biological process (GO): autophagy of peroxisome; phosphatidylinositol-3-phosphate biosynthetic process; phosphatidylinositol-mediated signaling
Cellular component (GO): peroxisome; membrane; phagophore assembly site
Molecular function (GO): 1-phosphatidylinositol-3-kinase activity
Source: RefSeq, a predicted model, not a curated record